This is a messenger RNA of Xenopus tropicalis (tropical clawed frog), 1846 nucleotides long. RefSeq names its product transmembrane protein 276 (gene tmem276). The record is from RefSeq and is a predicted model, not a curated record. The transcript has 4 exons. Bases 320 to 904 code for a protein of 194 amino acids. NCBI's taxonomy places the organism in Eukaryota, Metazoa, Chordata, Amphibia, Anura, Pipidae.
GGAGGGGGAGUGAGAGAGCAGGAAAUGUGUAGGAGCAGAGACCAAGCAUAUAAACGAUUCCCUGCAAGAUAACUCACACACAGCAGUCAGCGAUGAAACCCAAGGGCUGAAGUCUGCAGGCAGAGAAAGCUUCAGAGGGGACAAAAAAAUAAGUGCCAGACUAACAUGCACAGCCAAAUGGAUUAUGGAGUCCAACCUGCGUCUCCUUAGACUCGCUGACUGUUCUACUGGGGAGAAGCUGCUGUGUGCAAGGAAUGAGACCUACUGUUUCUCACAAUCAACGACAAUUGGAGCCCUUCUGGGUGCACUGUAAGUCCAAAUGGCAACCCCUGGUACCAACCUUAGUUCUGUCUUCUCCAACAUCUCAGUCUGCGCUGUGUGCCUGUGGGCCACUGCCCGCACUUUCCAGGAGCACAGAGGGGCCGCUGCUGGUUUCUUCCUCCAAAGUCUGGCCUCAGCUUGUUUCCUAGCUCCUACACUGUUGCACUCAGAUGGCGAUUCCUUCCUCAGCUCAGGCACCUGGAGUGCCACCACCAUAGGCCUCCCCUUACUUGCCUUUGGCUUCUUUUGGAUAAAUGGUGAUCACUUCACCGCCAACAUGAUACUGAGUGUGGCUCUGCUCCUAUCUACCAGCUUUGACUACAUGACCCAGGAAGGCCGUACCUUUGCAGCCCACGCCAGCUACGUUGUAUCAUCUCUGGGUAUCCUGAUGGUUUCCAUCUUUACCGGGAAUGGCUAUGGUGUAUUUGGUAGCCUGGGACUGGGAACUGCUGGCCUCUUGUUUUCUCUGAAAGCUGAGAAGAUCCUGUUUCUCCCUCUAGAAGUGGCCAUGAAUGCUAUACGAGCUGCUUCCUUUCUUUCCUUUUCUGUUGCCCUAAGGAAUCACCAGUCUGACACUGAAUGAAUUGGUUUCUAAGAGCAAUGGAUGCAAUGGGACCAAUAACUUUUCCUUCUCAGGGAUUUUUGAGUUUUUUAAGCAAUGUAACUGCAGCUGGGGAAUAUUGGUGCAUCUGGCACACAUGGCUCACCGUUUAUUUCAGUGGGAUAAUGGGUGGCCCGCUCCAUCUGUACUUACACCUGUCUGGGAAGCCCCUAGGCAAGUGAAGUUAUGGGACCAAAAAUGGCUGGGAAUUACAGAGUUUUGGUAUUUGCUAUCACCCCAGGUACAAUUUCUAAAGUAUUAAGGGGACCAAUGGCAUGUCUGUGCAUAUAAUGCCUGUGGUCUGGCAGAACUGUCUUUCCAGGCUGCAUUGCUGGCUUCUAAUUGGCUGCCUUCAUGUUGACUGAGGCCUAUACACUCAAUUUGGCAUGCCGGCCAACCAUCCAAAUCAUAUGUAGUUAAGAAACAAAUAGGGAAUAGCCACAUACGGCUGCAGUUACUGAACAUUCCUGUGCCGGAACAUGCACCUAUUGUGAUCCAAUUUAUCUAAAAAUAAUUGGAUAUGCUGGUCAAGGUGGGACAUUACUAACCAUGGGGUAUGUUAUACUCUGGGGUAGUAACCAACAACAAUCAAUCAGAAAUUAGUUUUCAGUAAACUGAUUUGCAACCCACUGACCGCAAAACCUCCAUGUACCACCCUAGGUUGCCCCACACAUUCCUACACAACCUUAUUUCCUCGGCCAUAGAUAGGCUUUAUUAUUUUGGAAUUAAAGUUCCUGUUAUCCAACAAUUGGAUGAGCUUGGGGUGAGUCUCAGUGCUUUUUACUGAACAUGAUUGUCAGCCUACUUUGCUUGAAUGGAUGGAGAUGCCAGCUUCAUAAGGGCACCAUGGUGCUCUGAGCUUUCAGAUGUUUCAGCCCAAGCCUGCUCUCAUCUCAGAAAUUAAAUAAAGAAAGAAAAAAUGGA